AUGGCGACUGCUUUUCUCCCUCUCAUUCUUAACACUUCCGCUCCCUCCCAAUUUACCUUCCAACCUAACACAAUUCCAAACCCUAAUUUCACUUCUCUGAAUCCCAAAUUCAACAAACCCUUAUCACGUUCCACCUCUUCCCUUCGCGCCACAAACCAAGAUUCCAACCCUCAAACUCCACAAGAUGCCGAAGUUGAUAACUUGGGAGUUAAAGCUGCUCUUUCCAUCUUGAGAUUCUACAAAAGGGAAAUUUCGCCAAUCUUGCCGAGGAGCUGUCGUUACGUUCCAACUUGCAGUGAGUAUUCUAUGGAGGCAUAUAAGAGGUACGGUGUUUUGAAGGGUACAACUUUGACUGUGUGGCGUCUGUGUCGUUGCAAUCCUCUUGGUGGGUCUGGAUAUGAUCCUCCAAGAUGGUUUGGUGAGAUUAGACAAGGGGAAGAACUUGACGAUUGA
Molecule: messenger RNA, 453 nt
Organism: Lathyrus sativus (Indian pea)
Lineage: Eukaryota; Viridiplantae; Streptophyta; Magnoliopsida; Fabales; Fabaceae
Source: the annotation of a GenBank genome assembly